This is a messenger RNA of Physeter macrocephalus (sperm whale), 1081 nucleotides long. Its product is annotated as protein NipSnap homolog 3A-like. Lineage: Eukaryota; Metazoa; Chordata; Mammalia; Artiodactyla; Physeteridae. Bases 98 to 841 code for a protein of 247 amino acids. The record is from RefSeq and is a predicted model, not a curated record. Gene Ontology annotation, cellular component: mitochondrion. The transcript is spliced from 6 exons.
UGUGCAGGCGCUGCUCCCUGCUAGUCGGGAAGCCAGAGGAGGAGGGGUUUAAGGAAGAAUCCCGGCCGCUGCCCUUCUCAGCGCUCGAAGACGCGCCAUGCUUGCCCUUGGAAAGAGCCUGACUAAGGCUCUGGCCGCUCGGACCCUGGCGCCUCAGGUGUGUUCAUCUUUUGCUACAGGCCCCAGACAAUAUGAUGGAACAUUCUAUGAGUUUCGUACUUACUGCAUUAAACCUUCAAAGAUGAAUGAGUUUCUGGAAAAUGUUAAGAAAAACAUACAUCUUCAGACAGCUCACUCUGAAUUGGUUGGAUUCUGGAGUGUAGAAUUUGGAGGCAGGAUCGAUAAAGUGUUUCAUAUUUGGAAGUAUGACAAUUUUGCUCAUCAAAGUGAAGUUCGGAAAGCCUUGGCCAAUGAUAAGGAAUGGCGAGAACAAUUACUCACUCCAAUUUUGGGUCUUACUGAUAAACAAGAGAGUGAAAUUACUUAUCUGGUGCCAUGGUGCAAAUUAGAAAAACCACCCAAAGAAGGAGUCUGCGAGCUGGUAACUUUUCAGAUGAAACCUGGUGGGCCAGCUCUGUGGGGUGACGCAUUUAAAAGAGCAGUUAAUGCCCAUGUCGAUCUAGGCUACUCAAAACUAGUUGGAGUUUUCCAUACAGAAUAUGGAGCACUCAACAGAGUUCAUGUUCUUUGGUGGAAUGAGAGUGCGGAUAGCCGAGCAGCUGGGAGACAUCAGUCUCAUGAGGAUCCCAGAGUUGUGGCAGCUGUUCGGGAAAGUGUCAAUUACCUAGUGUCUCAGCAAAAUAUGCUUCUGAUUCCUACGUCAUAUUCACCAUUGAAAUAGUUUUCCAUGGAAAUACAAAGCAUUGCAUGAACUGCCAUAAGAUGUGUCUGUUAAUGGUGCUUAAAUUCUUCCAAGAGAUUCUCACUUUUAUUUGAAGGAGGUGGUAAGCUAAUUUGCUAUAUCCCUUGCAUUUUUUAAAAGCUACUCUCUAUCCACUGUCACCACCACUUCAGGAAACAGUCUGUUCAUUUUCCCCUUGAUAUUUCAGUACCUGUCACACAUUAAAAAUAGUUGCCAUUA